This is a messenger RNA of Athalia rosae (coleseed sawfly), 1973 nucleotides long. It is a transcript of the gene CSN1b, whose product is annotated as COP9 signalosome complex subunit 1. The record is from RefSeq and is a predicted model, not a curated record. Gene Ontology annotation, cellular component: COP9 signalosome. The transcript is spliced from 5 exons. Lineage: Eukaryota; Metazoa; Arthropoda; Insecta; Hymenoptera; Athaliidae. Bases 128 to 1588 code for a protein of 486 amino acids.
GAUUCAUUUUGGAUUUCUUCCUUCUAACAGUUUGACGAUAAGAAGUGUCAUAAGAAUCAGACUGGAAAAUUAUAUUUUUGGAAAGAAUUAAGAGUGAGCGAAACUCAGGGCACGAACUUUUAACAUAAUGCCACUGCCGAUUCAGGCUGUGCUUUUUCAGCAGAAUGCAAUGGAGCCCAUGCAGGUUGACGCUCCUACCGAAGACAAUGACAACACAGAGGAGGAACCGUACAUCGUGGAAAAUCCCUCAUUAGACUUAGAAGUUUACGCUAAUAGCUACACUGGUCUUGCAAAGUUGUAUAGACUAAUCUAUAUCGCAGAUCAUUGCCCUACUCUGAGAGUUGAGGCUCUGAAAAUGGCGAUAGCUUAUGUGAUGACAACAUAUAAUACCGGGGUCUAUCAGACUCUGCAUAAAAAAUUGCAAGAGGCUGUUGGAACACCUGGUUUGCCAGAUAUAGCUGCUCAAUCUACAUCUCAAGACAUACCAACUAUUCAACACAUGUGGCUGGAGUCUCGGACAAAGAAGGCAGCUUUGAAAUUAGAAAAGUUUGACACCGAUCUUAAAAAUUAUAAGAGUAAUUCUAUCAAAGAAAGCAUUCGAAGGGGUCACGACGAUUUAGGAGACCAUUAUUUGGACUGCGGAGAUUUAAGUAACGCUCUCAAGUGUUACUCUCGAGCACGUGAUUACUGUACAAGCGGUAAGCAUGUUGUGAACAUGUGCCUUAAUGUGAUCAAGGUAUCGGUCUACCUACAAAAUUGGUCGCACGUUCUCAGCUACGUUAGCAAAGCCGAAACUACUCCUGAUUUUUCUGAAAUUCAUGGGAAGGAUAACAACCAGUCAAUUAUUACAAAGCUGAAAGUUGCCGCUGGCCUUGCCGAACUUGCCACUAUGAAGUACAAAAUGGCUGCUCGACAUUUUCUACAGGCUUCUUUAGAUCAUUGUGACUGCCCUGAGCUGCUCUCUCCGGGAAAUGUUGCCUUGUAUGGUGGUCUUUGCGCACUGGCUACUUUCGAUAGACACGAACUACAGAAGCAAGUCAUAUUCAGCAGUUCUUUUAAAUUGUUUUUGGAACUCGAACCUCAACUUAGAGAUAUUAUUUUCAAGUUUUACAACUCAAAAUACGCUUCGUGCUUGAAGUUAUUGGACGAGAUCAAAGAUAACAUUCUUCUUGAUAUGUACAUAGCGCCUCAUGUUGCCUCAUUGUAUACACAGAUCAGAAAUCGUGCUCUCAUCCAAUACUUUAGCCCGUAUCUAAGCGCUGAUAUGAGAAGAAUGGCGACUGCUUUUAAUAGAACUGUACCAGCCCUCGAGGAUGAACUGAUGCAGCUCAUUCUUGAUGGACAAAUUCAGGCGCGCAUCGACUCGCACAAUAAAAUUCUGUAUGCCAAAGAUGUUGAUCAACGUAGUACUACAUUUGAGAAAUCAAUCAGCAUGGGAAAAGAAUAUCAGAGGCGUACUAGAAUGCUCAUUCUUCGAGCUGCGAUGCUGAAGCAUCAGAUCCACGUAAAGAGCCCACAGCGUGAUACAACCCAAGGAGGUGAGAUGUCUGUGGCGCCGGGAAACAGCAGUCAGACAUCGAGCACCUGAAGUAAUUUAUUUUGCGUCUUGAGAAUGUGAUUGAAUGAAAAUAAGCGCAUCACUGCUAGAGCUAAGGCUUUUAUGUAAAUGAACUCUUUGCCAUUGUGUUCUCUGAAAGUUUGAAUUUUUUCGUACGUCAUAUUAACUCACCAUUGUAUAUAAAUAUGGCCUAUACGUUAUAAAUAAACCACCUAGUGUCAAUCAAGAAUCGCAAUAUUACACCUAAAAAAGGCAUUUCAAUUGUCAAAGAACUCGACCGGCUCCAGUGUUAGUUAUUCGUACCUAAUUUGGAUUGCAUGGUACAAAGAGUCACUUCUCAUGGGAAGCUUUGUUUGGAUAAUAAUUUGCACAUGUCUAAAACUAAUUACCGAUUAAUAAAUUCAAAUUUUUUAUA